Messenger RNA from Plodia interpunctella (Indianmeal moth), 1851 nucleotides. RefSeq names its product E3 ubiquitin-protein ligase MARCHF1-like. The transcript is spliced from 5 exons. NCBI's taxonomy places the organism in Eukaryota, Metazoa, Arthropoda, Insecta, Lepidoptera, Pyralidae. The record is from RefSeq and is a predicted model, not a curated record. Gene Ontology annotation, biological process: protein ubiquitination. The coding region runs from base 114 to 1376 and encodes 420 amino acids. Gene Ontology annotation, molecular function: zinc ion binding; ubiquitin-protein transferase activity.
AGUCACAAAAAACGUCAAGAAAAAAGUCAAAAUCAAUUUGUCAAAAACUACAUCAUUCAUAUAAGAUUUGAACAAUCUUUCCUGUUUUAUACACAAAUGAUUCAUUAUUUUUAAUGGAUGAAGACAAAGUUACUGAAGAACCGAAUGGAGAAGAAACAAAAAGUGUAGAAACUCGUGGGGAAAAGGACGUAAAAGUAAAUGAAGAAACAACAGAGAAACAUACAGAUCAGGAUGAUGCAGGCCCUUCAAGAGCAGUUCCACUACCAGGUUUUAUUCCAAAUAACCCGAAUCCAACUAUACCGAUAACCGCAAAGUCUAAAUCAGAACACAACAUACGCCAAAUCUUUACAAGAAUAGAUGUAGCUAACGCAUUAAAAACUAUAAGUUUCCAUUCGAGUCAAGGCAACAAAACUUUUAUAAUGAAUGAAAUAACAAUACCAAUAGAUAAAGAUAACACAGAAAAAGAUGAUGUAACAACGUUUGUUGAAUUAAAAAAGUUUAUGGCAACAUUUUUCAAAUUUAACAAAGAUUUGCCAGCAACUGUUCUAACUGAAACACCGACUAUAGUAAACGUUCAACCCAUAGUGACACCAGAAGUGCCGAACAGUAGUUGCAAUGUGCAAACCGAGUCGAUUAUAAAUGUUGCUAAUGAGGUUAUCGUGACAAACAUUGCUCCAAUAGAUGCCAAAUUACUCAAAGUUAGUUCAGAGAGUAAUAAAAAAAAGGUGUCGGGUAGUGUGUCUGAGCGUUCAGAAUAUGGAUUGGCGCAGAGGGAUUCACUAUCGAGUAUUGGUUCCAAUGUCUGCAGAAUUUGUAUGACGAGAGGACGUGAGAGAUUAAUUUCUCCGUGUAACUGCAAAGGCUCCCUGGCUAAUGUGCACCUGAGCUGUCUAGAGCGCUGGUUGAACCAAGUCGGCAGGAAUCAUUGUGAGCUCUGUGGAUUCAGUUAUCCAGCCAUAAGAACACCACGGUACACAGUCCUGCAAGCUCUGAGGUUGUGGUUCGGAAAUCCUCGGAAUAGGAGCCAUUUGCAGUCGGACUGCCUGAUUUUCUGGCUCCUAUCCACUGUAACAGCAGGCCUACUGGCGGUAUGCAUCGUUGGCACUCAAUACUUUGUUAUCGAAGGCAACAAAUUUGGUAAGCUUGACGCAAGUAGAAAAGAGGAAGGUAUAUCGCAUCGCAUCACGGAAACAGCAAUGGAUUUCUUCAUGGCUAUAGUGCUGUGCGGCUAUUCAGUCACUGUGUACUUACUGUGGAAAGACCAUUACGUGAUGUGGAACAGAUGGCGAAGGGCCAAUGUUAAUGUUCGACUUCUUCUCAGUCCAGACGCAAAUCCUGUGCCUUUUGUGCCCAGAGCGAGGUAUAACGUGGUCUGAGAAGAGUUAAACUUGAAUUCACAAGAUCAAAAUAUCUUCAUCGCCGUGAUGCGAAGAAAUGCGAAAGAUUGAUUUUUUGUUAAAACGUAUUUUUAAAUCAUUUGAAAUUAUUUAUGGUGAUUGUCAAUGGUUCUCGGCGGGAAAUGUUUGAAUCUGGAAUGUGUCAAAAAUUUCUGUAGAAAAAUCGCGAACGUAUUUUCUAUGAUAUGACAUAUGUAUCAUACAGUUUAAAAUGUAUUUAAUUGUAUCUACUAAAUGUAUUGUAACCAGUUGUAACAUUAUUUAAAAUCCGCAAAGUAUUGUGAACGUAAACUAUAAAACCGCGGGAAAAUUGGCAAAUCAUCAACGGACAGCGGUCUGUGGUGUCCCGGAAAAUUUCAUUCAAUCAUUCGUUCUCUAUACACAAUAUUUGCAUUUAGAAAUAAAUAACCAAUCUUAAUGCCAAGGGUGAUGUUGUAAUUAAACUAAUACUUAG